Epithele typhae is the source of this 573-nucleotide messenger RNA. RefSeq lists its product as uncharacterized. Lineage: Eukaryota; Fungi; Basidiomycota; Agaricomycetes; Polyporales; Epitheliaceae. The record is from RefSeq and is a predicted model, not a curated record. The transcript has a single exon. The coding region runs from base 1 to 573 and encodes 190 amino acids.
AUGCGUCUGGACGGGCUGCCCGCACCGGGGCCGCCAAGGGCGAGCUCGAACUCGGACGACGAGUUCCUCCUCCUCUUCUCGCAGGGCUCGGACCUGUUCGCUGACGGUGCGCCGGCUGUGUCCGCCUCCACGGACGGACAGGAGCUGUUGGACCCGGUGGCGUACUCGGAGUUCCUCGCGGCGUUCACGCAGACGCUCCCCGCGGCGUCCCAGCCGGCGGGCGAGGGGGAGUGCGCGACGACCACACCGACCGCAGGCGGCGCGGACGAGGAGCUGUUGUUCGACAUGGCGAUGGGGCCGUUCGGGAACAUGCUCGACGCCGACUUCCAGUCGGCGAUGUUCGCCAACCCGGAGCUGUACGACGCCGGGUCGGGCGUGGGGCUUGGGGACGCGGAGGCGGACCUGUCGGAGUUCUGGGAGAUGCUGCGGCCGGUGGUGGGGAACAGCGUGGUGCCGCUGCGCGUGGAGGAGGCAAGCGAGGCGGCGGGGACGGGGGAGGGAGAGCAGUACGCGAUCGACCCGCUCAAGGUCGCGGAGGGCGUGCAGGCGCUGCUGUCGGGGUGCGCGCUGUGA